Molecule: messenger RNA, 669 nt
Organism: Drosophila innubila
Lineage: Eukaryota; Metazoa; Arthropoda; Insecta; Diptera; Drosophilidae
Product: sperm flagellar protein 1-like
Exons: 1
Coding region: 1-669 (222 amino acids)
Biological process (GO): regulation of cytoskeleton organization
Cellular component (GO): axoneme
Molecular function (GO): microtubule binding
Source: RefSeq, a predicted model, not a curated record
AUGCCGUUUUCAAGUACGUUAAAUUCCAAGGAGCAAGAAAAACUGGAUGAAUGGCUGCAAACAAAGAAUAUAAUACUGAACAAUCGCACAAGACGUGAUCUCUCGGAUGCCGUGACAAUUGCUCAACUUUUUAAGAAACUGGAUACAAGCCUUGUAAAUAUGGAUAACUAUAUAUCGCAUUGCAGUCUAGCGUUAAAACUGGAAAACUGGGAGACUCUCAAUUUCAAGGUAUUGCGUAGAAUGGGUUUCAUAUUGUCCGCUUCAGAGUUGGAGGAGCUUGCAAUGGGUAAACUGGAUGCCUUAAGAUCUUUGCUUUAUCGCCUGAUGUGCAUAGGACGAGACGGAGGUGCCCAUUAUGAAAUCUUCCCGAAAAUAACAUCGACACAGUCGCAGAACCAGGUCCAGAAACCGCCUCAAUCCGAUCUUAGUAAAAAUGCCAUUAAGAGAGAGAAACUCGAAGAUGAUUUUGUUAGCGAUGUGUCACCCUCCAAAAAUAUUCCCUAUUCAAAGUACGAAACAUUGAUGGACGAGAAUCGCAAAAAGGAUAAAUAUAUUUGCUCAGUUAAACACAAGGUUCAGUAUCUAGAAAGUCUCAUUUUGGUCAAGGAGGAGCGAAUCAAUAAUCUUUUGGAGCAUCUGGAAACACUAUCAGGAAGAAUAUCAUCCUAG